Molecule: messenger RNA, 3115 nt
Organism: Zea mays
Lineage: Eukaryota; Viridiplantae; Streptophyta; Magnoliopsida; Poales; Poaceae
Product: protein ALP1-like
Exons: 7
Coding region: 415-1665 (416 amino acids)
Source: RefSeq, a predicted model, not a curated record
GUCGCCCCUGUCUGUGGCAGUCCUCACGAGCAAUCCCUCUCCCAGCCUCUCUCCCCCUUGCCUACUGCACCACCUCAACCUCCACGGCGGCGUCUGCCACGUCCUCUACCCCAAACCCAGACCUCACUCUGUUGCCUCCACCGGCGUCUUGAGCUAUUCGUCACAGCCUCCUUAUUUGCAACUGCAUACGAGCUUCCGGCUUCCUGCUUCCUCGGCACUGAGAACCCCUUCCCAAUUUUCUGCUCCUUCGAUGCUGAGGACGUGUUUCCGGCCAGAUCCACACUUCUUUGCAGUUAUGGACGAGAUUGUACCUGCACCGGUUAGAGUUGGAGAAGACCAACCCCCGCCGUCUUGGGACCCGGUACCAUCCCCGAGAGGUACUUCUUGGGACCCGGUACCCCCAUUUUUUUUGCAAUGAGUAUGGGGUUAAUGGAGCGCAUUAGGAAGAGAAGACAGGAGGAUGAUGAUGAUAUGAUGAUGUUCUUCCUUCCCGCAUUACAUUUGUUGCGUUCUAGUUCUCUUAAAGGGAGGAGGGUUAAGAAGCGACGACACACAUCCAAGCUAAGUGGCGAGGAGCAUGUUUUAGAGUUGCUUGAAGGGCAUGUCAAGAACUGCCGAGUAGCAUUCAGAAUGGAACCUGAAAUUUUUAGAGCCCUAGCCAGCUAUCUUAGGAAGGAAAGGUUGGUACGUGACACAAGGAUAAAAGUUGAGGAGAAGCUCGGCUUCUUUCUAUACAUGAUAAGCCAUAACGCUUCAUUUGAAGAUCUGCAAGAAGAGUUCGGGCAUAGUAGUGACACAUUCCACCAUCAUAUAAAACAUUUUUUUGACAUAGUUGUCCCUUCCCUCGCCAAACGAUUUUUGAAGCCUCCUUCUCCAAUGCAAGUACAUUCGAAAAUUGAAAGGAAUCCUAGGUUCUAUCCUUACUUCAAGAACUGCAUCGGUGCAAUUGAUGGCACUCAUGUGCCCAUUACAAUUUCACCUGACAAAGCUGCUCCUUUUAGAAACAGGAAGGGGACUCUCAGCCAAAACGUGAUGGUAGCUUGUGAUUUCGACCUAAAUAUCACUUUCAUGUCUACUGGAUGGGAGGGAUCCGCUACAGAUGCUAGAGUUCUUCGAUCUGCAAUGAACAAUGGAUUCCAUGUACCUCCAGGAAAGUUCUAUUUGGUUGAUGGUGGGUAUGCUAACACCACGUCAUUCCUUGCACCUUAUCGUGGAGUUAGAUACCAUCUAAAGGAAUAUGGGCAAGGUCACCGUAGACCUCAGAACUACAAGGAGUUAUUUAACCAUCGCCAUGCCAUACUGAGGAAUCAUGUUGAAAGGACUUUGGGGGUUGUGAAGAAGCGCUUUCCCAUCCUAAAAGCUGCCACAUUUCACAAAAUAAGGAAUCAAGUGAAGAUACCAGUAGCAGCUGUUGUACUUCACAAUAUUAUUCGGUCACUCAAAGGGGAUGAGGAAUGGUUAGAUAAUCAACCAGAUAAUAUUUCGCCACAAAACUUUGUUGAUCUACCGGAUGGCGAUCAAGGCAACGAUCAAGUAAAUGUCCAAGGAAAUAGACCAUAUGUUGCUCUGUUCUACAUUUUAUUUACUGUCACAUUGUUACCUCUCUUAAUAUUUGGUUUAAUCCAUUUCUCAUUGUUUAGUAUCCUGAAACAUAAUAUCAUCUAACUGUUUUCAUAAUAGAAAUUUUCUUUGUUCCUUUAGUUCCAAUUUCAGAAUAGAAAUUUCAGCUAACUGUUUUCAGCAUAGAAAUUUGGUUUAAUACUGUGUUAUAUAAUAUUAGUUAACAUGUUUGGAAGGGGUUCUCCAAGAAUCAACAUGCUCUUAUCAAAAAGUGCAACAAAGAAGCCUUCUCCUAAAGCUGGUGAUCCAAAAAAGCAUGGAGGUUCUCCAAAAGAGAAAUUAAGAGCCGCUUGGAACUCAACUCUAGAGAAAACUCUUGUGGACCUCUUGCAUGAGCACAAAACAGCUGAUUAUAGGGGUCAAAAUGGAUGGACAACAGAAGCAUGGAACAAAAUUGUCAAGGAAUUUCAUCAGAGGGAACAAUAUGUCUAUUUCACAAAGACACAAAUACAAGAUAAGGAAAGAGAGCUGAAAAGGGACUACAGGUUGCUAAAGGAUGCAAAGAAUCAAAGUGGAGCUCAUUUUGAUGAGAAGAUAGGGAGGAUUACGGCUGACCCAGCUUUAUGGAAAAAUAUACUAACUUCUCAUCCUAAGGCUAAAAAGUUCCGCAACAAGUCUUUUCCUCUAUAUGAGGCCUUGGGGGAGCUUUAUGAUGGGCAAACAGCUGAAGGGACCUACAACUACACCUCCACCCAACUUCCAGAUCUUACUCAAGUAGGAAAUGGAGAUGAAUUUCUCAACAUAGAACAUGAACAAGAUGAAUUGGAAGAAAUCUUGCCUGCACAUGAAGAAGAUGAUGUCAAUGUAGUUAAGGCAGGAGAUGCAACCGGUGAAAGGCAUGAUCCGACGCCACAGAGAAGGACUACUGCUGCAAGAGGGAACAAUGAGGAAACGAGGACAAAGAGGCAUAAAAAGGGCGAUAACCUAGAAGGAAUAAUGGGAAGAUACAUUGACAUGAGAAUGAAGCAAGCUGAGGAAGAAGCCACACAUCUAGCAAAAGAGAGGGAGGAAAAGGAAGUGAGUCAAGCUGCAGACUUCUCAAUCAAGAAGUGCAUAUCCAUUCUUGGUACAAUGGAAGUUACAAAGGAGGAAAAAGCAAAAGCCUACAAUGCCUUCAAAGACCUUGACAAUAGGCAAAUUUUCUUGAGUGCCUACGAUGAUGAUGCUGAGUCUGCACUGAUUUGGUUGAGAAACGAGAUGGCUUAGCUGAAAUUACAACAAGGACUGCAGAGAAAUCCAGAAUCGCUUCCUUUUGAUGAGAUACUCUACUGUAACAUUGGAAAUCUCCAUUCCAUUGGCCAACAGCCAGUUACCUAUUUCAGAACUAGAUCAUUGGAUAACUGCAUUUUGUUCAUGCUUUAAACUGCUUUAAACUGAAAUACGUUACAGCUAGAACUAGAUCAGCUGUACAUGCUUCUGCAUUGAACUACAUUUUGUUGAACGUGGACUGCAUUUUGCAAAAAACAUGAACUUUACUAUACUAGAGUGAAGCGAA